AUGACAAUGAUAAAUAGCGAUCCGAGUCGGAUGAAUCUCAGCUUUUCCGGUUGCGGUUUUUUGUGCUUGUAUCACGCUGGAGUGGCUGCUGCAAUAAAGGAAUAUGCUCCCGAGUUGAUGCAAAAAGGAACAAUCUCCGGAGCAAGCGCUGGAGCGAUCGUUGCCGCUGGCCUAGUCACUGACGUUUGUAUUAGUCAAGCCACAUCAACGAUGCUGAGGAUAGUCAGAGAAGCCAGAUCAAGCUCCCUUGGUGUCAUCUCUCCAAACUUCGAUCUAAUGGGACUCGUCAAAGAGGAAAUCAGAAGAUAUUUACCGCCAGAUGCAUAUAUCAGAUGUUCUGCUCGUCUUAAAAUCUCUGUAACUCGAUGGAGUGAUAAAAAGAAUGUUAUUCUCGAGGAUUUCGCUAACAAUGAUGAGCUUGUUGAUGGUAUUACUUGUUCCUGUUUUAUUCCUGGAGUUUGUGGAGUGAUUUUGCCAACAUUUCGUGGAGUAAGAUAUGUGGAUGGAGGAUUUUCCGAUAAUUUGCCUCUAUUUGAUGAUCAUACAGUCACCGUUUCUCCAUUUAGCGGUGAAAGCGAUAUUUGUCCACUCGAUUAUGAAUCAGCUGGCUUCUUUGGCAUGACUUACAACAACACCUCAAUGCGUUUCACAACAAUGAACUUUUUCCGUUUAAUCGCUAUUCUAAUGCCUCCCUCAUUAGAAGAUUGCACAAAAAUGUGUCUACAAGGAUUCUCCGAUACUGUUCGCUUCUUAACAAGAAAUAAUAUGACCACUUGCAUCAAGUGUCUCACCAUUCAAACAAACAUGGGAGACGCUGUGCCGAAUCCACCGCCGUCACAAGCAUCAAUGAUUUCUUCCUCAUCGGACACAAGUCGACCGUUUUCACCACCAACUCGCUCAAGAACAAGAUCCGCAAACUACAAUGGUCAAGGAACAAGGAAACGUUUUGAUUCGGAGUGUGAUACUUGUGGUGAUAGCGAUCAUAUGCACAACGCGGAUCUUGUUUUCCCGUCGAUUAUCCAAAGAACUUUCGAUGAGGCGUCAAAAGCUGAGGCGACUUUUUUGAAAUGGGUUUUCUCGUUUCGAUUGAUGAAAAUGACAAGGAUGGUGUUCGGGAUUUGGAAAUAUCCAUUAGAUGUCAUGUUGAUCAUGGCAAAAAGAAUUGCCUCCUACAUUCAUACGGUCGCUUGUCCGGAUUGGUUGUUCAAGAAAUUCUCCGAUUUGGUCGAUUUCAUGUAUGAAGAGAUUGAUCGACAAAGAAGUCAAUUAUCGGCUAGAUACUCUUGCCAAUUGGCUAUCACUGAGUGUGACUUUGAGUCUUCUGGUCAAAGCAAUUUGAAGGAACAUUUUGGUGAGAUCGAGUUGAGCGAAGAGGCGCGACAAGAAUUGGCCCAACUCCGGGAAAGAGACAGACGAAUGAAGCAGAGAAAAGGCACCAAGAUCACUCGACCGUCGAGGUUGAGCUGCGAAUUGUCACCAGUAGAUCCGAAUCUCAGAAAAGCUUCGCUCAUCUCGCACUCACCGGCAAUGGGUACAAGUCAACAAGCCGAAGAGGGCUCGCUAUCACAAGUGAUUGAGUACACAGCAACCCACGAAGCCACAUAUGCCUUCCAUUACUUAGACGAGAAUAAUAAGGUUCGAAAUGUGGAGGUUUUCAAUGUGGCUGAGGAGCGGCCUUGUUCGAUUAUGAGUCGAGGAAUUACUAAGUCGGUACCCGAAGAGAAUGAGGAAGAACUACAAGCGGAGUUGAUGGAAGCUUCCACUUCAAACACUUCAAAUCCUGUACCGAUAAAUUCUCCAGAGAAGAAAGGUGAUGAGAAUGAUUCCGGAUUGUCGGUUGAAGAGGGAAAUUCCAGUGGCCUCAAACGUGAUGCUUGUUGUUCUCCGGUUCGCCAUCUUUCCCAUUCGAGUACAAGGGGAUCAAGGACUUCUAUUUCAAAAAGAAGUCACUCAAUCGGCCAAACACAGAGAAAAAAUCAAGUGGUUGGGAUUCGAGAUCUUGGCGCAUCAUCGGACUCGGAUGGAGAAACCGGUGAGCAAUUCUUUGUCCCACGUGGUCGUCGAAGAAUGACUUCAGCCGAGUACGAGGGUGAACCUGAACAUAGCGAUGAAGAAAAACAA
Mesorhabditis belari is the source of this 2121-nucleotide messenger RNA. The record is from the annotation of a GenBank genome assembly. Lineage: Eukaryota; Metazoa; Nematoda; Chromadorea; Rhabditida; Rhabditidae.